UCGGGUUCGAGGUUCGGUGAAAAAAAGAAAGAAAAAAUGGAGACCUCGCUUAUUUCAACAGAGCUUUGGAGAAAUGGUCCACAACCAGGUUCAUACUACAAUUUCCCUGGUCGUUUGGAUACAAAACCAGCCGCACAGGUUGGAGCAUCUAAAAGAACAUUAGCUCCUACAGUAACUGGUACCUCCGUCCUUGGACUGUGUUUUGAUGGGGGUGUUAUAAUCGCAGCUGAUAUGUUGGGAUCGUAUGGUUCCAUGGCUCGCUACAGGAAUCUCUCUCGUGUAUUGAAAGUUAAUGAUACCACAGCCCUGGGUAUAAGUGGGGAUUAUGCUGAUUUUCAGUUCAUGAAAUCCAUUAUUGAACAAAGAGUUAUAGACGAGGAGUGUUUAAAUGACGGAUUCCAGUACACACCUAAAAGUCUCUUCUCCUGGAUGACCCGAGUCCUGUACAACAGGAGGUCUAACUUUAACCCACUGUGGAACACAUUUGUUGUGGGUGGAUUACAAGAUGGAGAACCGUUUCUAGGUUAUAUAGACAAGAUUGGAAUAGCUUUCAAUGAUCCAACGAUUGCCUGUGGAUUUGGGGCAUAUCUUGCAGUGCCCCUACUGCGUGAUGCUUACGAAGCCAAUCCUAAGAUGUCCCUAGCAGAGGCCGAGAAGAAAAUAGACGAGUGUAUGAAAGUUUUGUACUAUAGGGACGCCCGAUCUCUUAACAAGUAUGAAGUUGUCAUCAUUACAAAGGAUGGCACCAUGGUGAAAUCUCCCAUUGUAUCAGAAACAAACUGGGAAGUAGCUCACAUGAUCAAGGGCUAUGAAUGAUAAAGAGACAGAACAAUUAAAAUAGUGAAUAUGUGUAUAAAAAUGUGUAAAGAAGAGGAACUAAAACAGAUUUAACACAAAUGUUCAAAACAAAAUAAGCAAAAA
Saccostrea cuccullata (small rock oyster) is the source of this 921-nucleotide messenger RNA. Its product is annotated as proteasome subunit beta type-4-like. Gene Ontology annotation, cellular component: proteasome core complex. The record is from RefSeq and is a predicted model, not a curated record. The coding region runs from base 37 to 816 and encodes 259 amino acids. NCBI's taxonomy places the organism in Eukaryota, Metazoa, Mollusca, Bivalvia, Ostreida, Ostreidae. The transcript is spliced from 7 exons.